Molecule: messenger RNA, 660 nt
Organism: Sodiomyces alkalinus F11
Lineage: Eukaryota; Fungi; Ascomycota; Sordariomycetes; Glomerellales; Plectosphaerellaceae
Exons: 1
Coding region: 70-537 (155 amino acids)
Source: RefSeq, a predicted model, not a curated record
CUGAGAGAUUGAAUGCAGGUUGAGAAUGUAGCUAUCUAGAAACAGGACGGACCAAAGCCGACAGCAAGCAUGACAACAAAAGGCACCCAGACCUGCUGGACCAGGGCAUUCCCCGAAGCGAGAGCUGACUCGCUGACGAAUGACGGGGAUGAUGGGAGACCGACAGUGAAUGACGAGUUGGUGUCAGUUGUCCCUGCCGUGGGCGCCGUGCCACGGGGUAGCGUCCAUGCCCACGACUGGGAUGUUGAGGGGGAAGUGGUUGGUGUUGUAUAUGUAGACUGGUCGGUGAUAGUCACUACAACAGUCUUGGUGACCUUCUGCACAACAGUGUGGGUUGCUAUUUCGGUGGAGUCGAGAAGCAGCGUCGACAAGCGGGGAUUGGUCUCGGUGGAGGGAGGAGCAGGCGCGGCAUCGGUAGUGAUCGUGAUAGGAGGUGUUAUCGCUGACUCGGGGGAACAGUCUGGUAGGAACUCAACAUCGCCGAUGCCGCUGAUUGUUCCCGCUUGCAGGCUGGAAGUUGACGGUUUGGCCGCCUAGCUGGACGUCCCAGCCCAGGACUCUGGGGAUGGCGGUGAGUAGGGCAAGCAGAAGCAUGAUGGAGGCGGUAGGCCCAACAGGACAUAAUUGAAUCAGGCACAACCGGAGGGGUUUCUUUUAUAU